GGACGGACGGAGGGACGGACUGAUGGAUGGACGGACGAAUGGAUGGACGGAAGGAUAGUUGGAUGGAUGGAUGGAUGGAUGGAUGGUUGGGUGGAUGGAUGGAUGGGUGGAUGGAUGGACAUAUGGAAGGAAGGAUGGAUGGACGCAUGGAGGGAUGGAGGGAUGGAGGGAUGGACGGAUGGACGGACAGACGGACGGACGGACGGACGGAUGGACAGACGGACGGACGGACGAACAAGCGGACGGACAACAGACGGACAGACGGAUGGAUGGACGAACGGAUGGAUGGAUGGAUAGAUGGAUGGAUGGAUGGAUGGACGGACGGAUGGACGGACGGACGGAUGGACGGAUGGAUGGAUGGAGRGAGGGAGGGACGGAUGGACGGAGGGACGGACGGAGGGACAGACAGAUGGACGGACGGACGAAUGGAUGGAGGCACGGAUGGAUGGAUGGAUGGAUGGAUGGAUGGAUGGAUGGAUAAAUGGAUGGAUGGACGGAUGGAUGGAUGGAUGGAUGGAUGGAUGGAUGGAUGGAUGAACGGACGGAUUGAGGGACGGACGGACGGAUUGACGGACGGAUGGACGGACGGACGGACGGACGGAUGGAUGGAUGGAUGGAUGGACAGAUGGAUGGAUGGAUGGAUGGAUGGACGGAUGGAUGGAUGGAUGGAUGGAUGGAUGGAUGGAUCGGUGGAUGGAUCUAUCGAUGGAUCUAUGGAUGGAUCUAUGGAUGGAUGGAUGGAUGGAUGUGGGGAUAAAUGGAUGGAUGGAUGUGUGGAUGGAUGGGUGGAUGGAUGGGUGGAUGGAUGGAUGGGUGGAUGGAUGAAUGGAUGGAUGGGUGGAUGGAUGGAUCCAUGGAUGGAUGGAUGGGUGGAUGGGUGGAUGGAUGGAUGGAUGGAUCGGUGGAUGGAUGGAUCGAUGGAUGGAUGGAUGGAUGGAUCCAUGGAUGGAUGGAUGGAUGAAUCCGCGGAUAGACAGAUGCACGGACGGAUGGACGGAGGGACGGAGGGACGGAGGGACGGAUGGACGGAUGGACGGAUGGACGGAGGGACGAACGGACGGACGGACGAACGGGUGGAUGGAGGGAUGGAUGGAUGGAUGGAUGGUCGGACGGAUGGACGGACGGAUGAAUGGAUGGAUGGAUGGAUGGAUGGAUGGAUGGAUGGAUGGAUGGAUGGAUGGAUGGAUCCAUGGAUGGAUGGAUGGAUGGAUCCAUGGAUGAAUGGAUCCAUGGAUGGAUCCAUGGAUGGAUCCAUGGAUGGAUGGAUGAACGGACGGACGGAUAAACGGACGGAUGGAUGGACGGAUGGAUGGACAGAUGGAUGGAUGGAUGGAUGGAUGGAUGGAUGGAUGGAUGGAUGGAUGUACGGAUGGCUGGACGGAUGGACGAACGAAUGGACGGAUGCAUUGAUGGAUGGAUGGACGGACGAACGGACGUAUGGACGGACGGAUGGACGGACGGAUGGGCGGACGGAUGGGCGGAUGGACGAACGGAUGGACAGAAGGAUGGACAGACGGAUGGACGGACGAAUGGACAAACGAAUGGACGGGUGGAUGGACGGGUGGAUGGACGGGUGGAUGGACGGGUCGAUGGACGGAUGGGUGGACGGAUGGGUGGAUGGAAUGGUGGAUGGAUGGGUGGAUGGAUGGAUGGAUGGAUGGAUGAACGGAUGGAUGGGUGGAUUGAUGGAUGGAUGGACGGAUGGAUGGACGGAUGGAUGGGCGAACGGACGGAUGGAUGGAUGGAUGGAUGGAUGGAUAAAUGGAUGGAUGGGUGGAUGGAUGGGUGGAUGGACGAAGGGAUGGACGGGUGGAUGGACGGAUGGAUGGACGGGUGGAUGGACGGGUGGAUGGAUGGGUGGACGGACGGGUGGAUGGACCUGUGGAUGGACGGGUGGAUGGACGGGUGAAUGGAUGGAUGGAUGGAUGGAUGGAUGGAUGGAUGGAUGGAUUGGUGGAUGGACGGGUGGAUGCACGGGUGGAUGGACGGGUGGAUGGACGUUUGGAUGGAAGGGUGGAUGGACGGGUGGAUGGAGGGAUGGGGGGAUGGGUGGAUGGACGGGUGGGUGGAUGGGUGGAUGGAUAGGUGGGUGGAUGGGUGGGUGGAUGGAGGGAUGGAUGGACGGACGGAGGGAUGGAUGGACGGAUGGAGGGAUGGAUGGACGGACGAAGGGAUGGAUGKACGGAGGGAUGGAGGGAUGGAUGGACGGACGGAGGGAUCGACGGAUAGAGGGACGGAGGGAUGAACGGACGGAGGGACGGAUGGAUGGAUGGACGGAUGGAUGGACAGAUGGAUGGACGGAUGGACGAAGGGAUGGACAGAGGGAUGGACGGAGGGAUGGACGGGGGGAUGGACGGAUGGAUGGAGGGAUGGACGGGCGGACGGACAGACGGACGGACGGACGGACGGAUGGACGGACGGUCGAACGGACGGACGGACGGACGCACGCACAGAUGGAUGGACGGACGGACGGACGGAUGGAUGGACACAUGGACGGAUGGAGGGAUGGAUGGAUGAAUGAAUGGAUGGACGGACGAACGGACUGAUGGACGGACGGAUGGACGGACGGACGGACGGACGGGCGGAUGGACUGACAGAUGGACGGCUGGACGAAC
Messenger RNA from Chara braunii, 2615 nucleotides. Lineage: Eukaryota; Viridiplantae; Streptophyta; Charophyceae; Charales; Characeae. The record is from the annotation of a GenBank genome assembly.